AGCUUGGCUCCCACUUUCAGGCAGCCCGAAGCCGCCUUGUUGUCGCUUCGUCUUAUCUGAAUUAACAGUUGACUGUCGAAAGAAGUCGUGGUAGGACUUCUUCCCAAACAGACGGGUUUUAGGUACAACGAGAAAGGUCUUCUGAAAGAUCUUCUUGCCUCUCUGCUUGACUGAUUGAACUGAUAUGGGAUCAAACGACGAGGAGUGGAUCAGGGAGGCCUCUGAUUUUGAGAAGCUCUACGAGCUGAGUCACAAGAGGAGAAGUUUCUUGUUGGUUUAUCAGCUGAGUCUGAGUAGUACUCAGCCUCUGCAGGAAGGACACGUAAAAAAGGCCCUAAUACACCUACACAGAAAGUGCCCAGCUCUCCGUGUAUGCUACGGUGAACGGAAUGGGCAAACUUGGCUCCGAUACAUGAAGAAAGAGGAGCUAGAUUUUCAGCUUGUGAAAGACGCUAGACCUGAGGACAUGAGAGAUUUGCUGCAGACCAAUCAGUACAAUUCAGCAGAAGGACCUUUGUGGUGCGCCCGAUUGUUAUCAGAACUUCCUCACAUCUCUCACGUGUUCAUAGGAAUACACCACGGCAUCGCUGAUGGGUUUGUCAGUGUGAAUGUCUGUGGAGGUUUCAUCAGGAUCCUCAAUGACGUCAUAGAUAACAAAUCCGUUUGUGACAAGGAACAAAUCGGGCAUUUUGUUCCUGAUUCGGAAACUGAAAAACAAGUAUCUGCCAAGAUGUCUGCCAUUCAAAACAACCUAACUCUAAAGCAGGAUCUCAUUUCAAGAGUAGAGGACAAAGGCAUUGGAAUGCCUCUGCUUUUGAAAGUUGAACCUCCUCCUGAAGGAGAAGACAAGACAUGCAACAUAACGCACGUCCUGGAUAAAGCUACAACAAAACAGUUUAUUGACAAAUACAGGGCUGAAGGAGUUUCAUUUCAUUCAGGUUUUGCAGCCCUUGCCAAUGUCGCCUCUGUAUCUUUCUUGGCGGAGAACCAAUACAUCGAAGAUGUUUAUCGGAUGUGUAAUGGCCACCUCAUCAACUUGAGAUGAUACUGGCCAGCUAAACGUUCUGAUCCUCUGGGGUGCCAUAUCGUUUCUACGCUGAAUUUGUGGGUAGAGGUACCCAAAGAUUUCCCUGUGAAGUUUUGGGACUUUGCUCGUACUCUCCACCAAAAACUUCACAAUCACAUCAAGAAGGAAUAUAUUUUCCUGCGAGAAGCUUACAUGAAAUUAACCAAUGACAAAGGUCCCGAAUAUGAUGAUACAUACCACUCCUCCAACACAAUGCAAAUCGAUUGUACUUUUUCUAAUUUAAGAGACAUGGCCCAUUUCUUUGAAGACACUGGACUAAAUGUUAAGCCCAAUUUUAUAGGGUGGCAUGCCUCACCACAUCAUACAGACAUUCAAGAGUUAUCUUACAUGUUCCACACAUUUAGGGGUCGUCUCAUAGUGAGUUUACUGUACAACACUAAAUAUGUCAGCAAAUCCUUAACUCAAAAGUACUGUGACCAGAUAUUCAGCAUGAUGGAAAAUGUUAUGAAUGUCACGUUUUCUUAGAUCGUUCUAAAAGCAUCUAGAAAUGGAUGUGUAUUAAUGAAAUGUUUAACUUUUUCAAGAGUUUUGCUCUGUCUGAAGUUUUAGCAUGAGUGAUCACAAUCCAAACGUAAUCUUUCAGUUAUUGCUCGAACAUCAUCACUGACGCAUCUGGAGCCAAAAUUUUAAUAUCAUUCUGACAAUUACCUUAAUUUGCUUAUGCAUCAAGUGAGAAGCUGAGCAAAGAAAAGGGGAAAGUCGCCUUGGGAGAAUGAAAUCAAAUAGAUGAAUUCAAGGGUUUUUCGUGAUUCCCUUAUUAUUGGACCAUACGUGAAAUCUGUGUGCAAAUCACAUGCACAAACACACACACACACACAUAUA
Molecule: messenger RNA, 1909 nt
Organism: Macrobrachium nipponense
Lineage: Eukaryota; Metazoa; Arthropoda; Malacostraca; Decapoda; Palaemonidae
Exons: 4
Coding region: 185-1045 (286 amino acids)
Source: RefSeq, a predicted model, not a curated record